Anopheles marshallii is the source of this 297-nucleotide messenger RNA. RefSeq names its product defensin. Bases 4 to 297 code for a protein of 97 amino acids. The transcript is spliced from 2 exons. Gene Ontology annotation, biological process: humoral immune response; defense response to bacterium. The record is from RefSeq and is a predicted model, not a curated record. Lineage: Eukaryota; Metazoa; Arthropoda; Insecta; Diptera; Culicidae.
AUCAUGAAGUGUGCAACGAUCAUCUGUACCAUCGUCGUGGUCGUCCUGGCGGCACUGGAGAAUACCAGCGUUCAGGCAGCUCCCGAGGAGCAGCUUGCCAGUUUGAACACUCUCCUGGAUGAGCUGCCCGAGGAGACGCAUCAUGCUGCGGUCGAAAACUAUCGGGCCAAGCGGGCAACCUGCGAUCUGGCCAGUGGGUUCGGCGUUGGCAGCAGCCUUUGUGCCGCCCACUGCAUCGCCCGUCGCUACCGUGGCGGAUACUGCAACAGCAAGGCCGUCUGCGUCUGCCGCAACUAA